CAUGUCUCACCUAGCAGCAUAGAUGUGAGUAUGCAUGUGGGCUCGAGCCAGCGGAGCUGAAGCAUCCGAGUCGUACUGCGCAGAGAUGCGGCGCACGUAGACGCGACAUGCGGACAACACCGGCUCACCUUUUCGCUGAAGUCAUGGUUCAAACACCGCUGAGAUAAUUUUUAAUGUUUGUUUUGAAAUGGCGACGUUGAAGUCGAGGUGAGCAGCUCCGUUGCUCGGUCAGCUCGCCUGUCUGAGGAGACUGUGCGCACUUUUAUCUCGUUCUUUUGCGAGGACGAGCAGCCUAAACAGUGAAUUUUUGUUGCUGUGUCAUCGACUACUGAAGAGGGAAUCAUGACGACGGGACAGGAUGAAAGCACGGUCCGUGUGGCCCUAAGGAUUCGUCCUCAGCUGGCCCGGGAGAAGAUAGAAGGAUGUCAUAUCUGCACAUAUGUGAUGCCCGGGGAGCCACAGGUGAUCCUGGGCAAAGACAAGUCCUUCACCUACGAUUACAUGUUCGACAUGGACUCCACGCAGGAUGCCAUCUACACCACCUGCACCGAGAAGCUGAUCGAGGGCUGCUUAGAGGGCUACAACGCCACCGUGUUUGCAUAUGGACAGACGGGUUCAGGGAAGACCUACACCAUGGGAACGGGCUUUGAUGUCAACAUUAUGGAUGAAGAGCUGGGUAUCAUUCCCAGAGCUGUCCACCAUCUCUUCAAGGGCAUCGAGGAGCGCCGCCAGGCCGCCCAAGAGCAGGGACAGCCCGUACCAGAGUUUAAAAUAAACGCACAAUUCCUUGAGCUUUAUAAUGAGGAAGUUCUGGACCUGUUCGACUCAGUACGAGACAUGAAGCAGAAAUCGCACAUCAAGAUCCACGAGGACGCCAAUGGGGGAAUCUACACGGUCGGUGUGACGACACGGACCGUUUCCUCCGCGGCUGAGAUGAUGCAGUGCCUGAAGCUGGGCGCGCUGUCUCGCACCACAGCCAGCACUCAGAUGAACGUCCAGAGCUCUCGAUCUCACGCCAUCUUCACCAUCCACCUGUGCCAAGUUCGCGUCUGUGCCUCCGACAAUCAAGAAACUGACAACAGAGUCUCCAACGGAAACUCUGAGAUGGACGAGUACGAGACGCUGACGGCCAAGUUUCACUUUGUGGACCUGGCCGGUUCUGAGAGGCUGAAGAGAACCGGAGCGACGGGUGACCGAGCCAAAGAGGGCAUCUCCAUCAACUGUGGACUGCUCGCUCUGGGGAAUGUAAUCAGCGCUCUGGGUGACCGAAGCAAGAGGAGCUCACACGUGCCUUACAGAGACUCCAAACUGACCCGACUGCUGCAGGACUCGUUGGGAGGAAAUAGCCAAACAGUGAUGAUCGCCUGCAUCAGCCCGUCCGACCGUGACUUCAUGGAAACGCUGAACACCUUGAAGUACGCCAACCGAGCCCGGAACAUAAAGAACAAGGUGAUGGUGAACCAGGACAAGGCCAGCCAGCAGAUCAGCGCUCUGAGGACGGAGAUCGCUCGGCUGCAGAUUGAGCUGAUGGAGUACAAGACUGGCAAACGCCUGACGGGUGAAGACGGUGUGGAGAGCUUCAGCGACAUGUUCCACGAGAACUCCAUGCUGCAGACAGAGAACAGCAACCUGAGGGUGAGAGUGAAGGCCAUGCAGGAGACGAUCGACGCCCAGAGAGCGAGGCUCACCCAGCUGCUCAGUGACCAAGCCAAUCAAUCCCUCGCCAAAGCAGGUGAAGGAGGAACUGAAGAAAUUGGAAACAUGAUCCAUGGUUACAUCAAAGAGAUUGAGGACCUCAGGGCUAAACUCCUGGAGAGCGAGGCUGUGAAUGAAAACUUGAGGAAGAAUCUGUCUCGGGCCUCCAGUCGUCAGUCGUUCUACGGAGGGCCCGGCUCCUUCUCCUCCCCGAUAAUGGCCCCAGAGAAAGAGACCUCCGACAUCAUCGAACUCGCAAAGAAAGACCUGGAGAAACUGAAGAAACGAGAGAAGAAGAAGAAGAAAAGACUCCAGCUGCUGUUGGAGGAGAGAGAGAGGGAGGAAAGGGAGGAGGUGGUGGAAGAGGUUGAGGACGCCAGUGCCAACAAGGAAGAAGUUCCCGACAACGAGCAAGAAAAGGGCACGGAGAAGGAAAUGGCGGAGCGAGUCAAUGAAGACCCAGAAAUGGAGGUCCAGGAAGGCAGCGACCACGAGGAAGCAGAAGAGGAAGAGGAUGAAGACGAGGAGGAGAUGGAUGUGGAGGAGAGCUCUGAUGAUUCUGACUCAGAGUCGGAUGAAAAAGAGAACUUCCAGGCCGACCUGGCCAACAUCACCUGCGAGAUCGCCAUCAAGCAGAAGCUGAUCGACGAGCUGGAGAACAGCCAGCGGCGUCUGCACACACUCAAACAGCAGUACGAGCAGAAGCUGAUGAUGCUGCAGUGCAAGAUCAGGGACACCCAGCUGGAGCGGGACCGUGUCCUCCAAAACAUGACUUCAGUAGAGAGCGGCACAGAAGACAAGGCCAAAAAAAUCAAGACUGAAUACGAGAAGAAGCUGAGCGUCAUGAACAAGGAGCUCCAGAAACUCCAGUCGGCUCAGAAGGAGCACGCCCGCCUGCUGAAGAACCAAUCACAGUACGAGAAACAGCUGAAGAAGCUUCAGAUGGAUGUGGCUGAAAUGAAGAAGACAAAGGUUCGUCUCAUGAAGCAGAUGAAGGAGCAGCAGGAGAAGAACAGGAUGAACGAGUCUCGCAGGAACAGAGAGAUCGCCUCCUUAAAGAAAGACCAGCGCAAACAAGAGCACCAACUAAAACUACUGGAGGCUCAGAAAAGGCAGCAGGAGCUGAUUCUGCGGAGAAAGACUGAAGAGGUGACGGCUCUGAGGAGACAGGCCAGGCCCACCUCAGGGAAGGUCGUCAGGAAGGUCAAUCUGCCAGAUUCAGCCCAGGACUCCUCCCAUAGACCCCCAUCUGGACGCCUGUACUCCUCCGGCAACGCUGCUCCAAACGGCACCAGGUCUUUCUACAGACGUACAGCGGGUGUUUACUCCACCAGAGUGGCCCGUAAUAAGUGGCAGUCUCUGGAGCGACGGAUCUCUGACAUCAUCAUGCAGCGGAUGACCAUCUCCAACAUGGAGGCCGACAUGAACCGCCUCCUCAAGCAACGAGAGGAGCUGACCAAGCGUAAAGAGAAGGUCAUAAGGAAGAGGGACAGGCUGAUGAGGGAGGGGCCAGAGGUGGAGAAGGCGGCGGUUCCACUCAGCGAGGAAGUGGACGCUUUGGCGGCUAACAUUGACUACAUCAACGACAGCAUCGCUGACUGUCAGGCCAACAUCAUGCAGAUGGAGGAAACAAAGGAGGAAGGCGACACUGUGGACAUCUCUGCCGUGGUGGGUUCUUGUACCCUGACUGAGGCUCGUUUUCUACUUGAUCACUUCAUGUUAAUGGCUAUCAACAAGGGUCUCCAGGCGGCCCAGAGGGAGUCCCAGGUGAAGGUGAUGGAGGGCCGACUGAAGCAGACAGAGAUCACUAGCGCCACGCAGAACCAGCUGCUGUUCCACAUGCUGAAGGAGAAAGCAGAGUUCAACCCCGAGCUGGACGCACUGCUGGGGAAUGCACUGCAAGAGCUAGGUAACAUCCCGGCCGAGAACGGGGAUGACAGCAGCAGUGAUGAGUCUGCACAGAGCCCGUCUGCAGAGGGAAACACCUUGGCAUCAGAUCUCAUGAAACUCUGCGGAGAGAACAAAACAAGAAAUAAGGCCCGUAGAAGGACCACAACUCAGAUGGAGUUGCUUUACGCUAACAGUGACUCCGCCCCCGAUGCUCCCGCUGACUUCUCCGGUCCGAUGCUGCCGUUAGCUGAAACACCCGACGGGGGAGGAGACCUGGACUCGUCAGGCUCCUCAGUCAGGGACUACACAGCUCUCUCCCCCGGCUUUUCCUCUAAAAUGGGCAGCAUUUCUGGCUCCAGAACUUCACCAGGGCGGGAAAAACGCACUCCGGAGCCCUCCCCGCUCGCUCGCAGGAAGACCUAUGACAAGUCACAAGCAGCAUCGGACAGGGCAAAGAUCAAGGAGAUUAAACAUACAGAUGGAUGCUGUCACCUGUCCUCCAACCACAUGCUACAUAAUGUUUCCCCUCCUCCAUCGGACCCACCCAAGGGCAUCAUUAAUCCUGUGCCGGCCACUAAGAGCAGCCGUUCAGCGACCUUGCAGUGCGUCCACGUGGCGGAGGGACACAGUAAAGCGGUCCUGUGUGUCGACUGCACUGAUGACCUCCUCUUCACCGGAUCCAAAGACAGGACCUGUAAGGUGUGGAAUCUGGUGACGGGUCAGGAGAUAAUGUCCCUGGCCGGUCAUCCCAACAACGUGGUGUCGGUCCGCUACAGCUCCAGUCUGGUCUUCACCGUCUCCACCUCCUACAUCAAAGUCUGGGACAUCCGGGACUCUGCCAAGUGCAUUCGAACAUUGACGUCCUCUGGUCAGGUUAAUGUGGGAGAUGCCUGUGCGUCUAACACCAGUCGGACGGUCACCAUCCCUGCAGGAGAGAAUCUAGUCAACCAGAUUGCUCUGAACCCAAACGGAACGGUUCUGUAUGCCGCCGCCGGAAACUCAGUCAGAGUCUGGGAUCUGAGAAGAUUUGCGUCCACAGGGAAACUUACUGGUCACCUCAGCCCUGUCAUGUGUCUGACUGUGGAUCAGUCUGGAAACAACCAGGACAUGGUGAUCACCGGGUCCAAGGACCACUACAUCAAGCUGUUUGAUGUGACUGAAGGCUCUCUGGGGAGCAUCAGCCCCACACACAACUUUGAACCUCCCCAUUACGACGGAAUCGAGUCUCUGGUGGUCCAGGGGGACAUUUUCUUCAGCGGCUCCAGAGACAACGGCAUCAAGAAGUGGGACCUGGACCGCAAAGACCUGCUGCAGCAAGUCCCAAACGCACACCGUGACUGGGUUUGUGCACUCGGUGUCGUGCCGGGGUCUCCUGCCUUGCUGAGCGGCUGCAGGGGUGGAGUGCUCAAGCUGUGGCACACGGACACUCUGGGGACUCUGGGGGAGCUGAAGGGGCAUGAAAGUCCCAUCAACAGCAUAUCUACCAACAGCAGCCACCUGUUCACCGCCUCCGAUGACCGGACUGUGAAGAUCUGGCGUGCACGUGGCGGACUGGACAGCAACUUGGAGACGGUCGACAACGCAGAUGAGGUGGCCAGUAUCUGAACACAGCGCCACCUGCUGGGUGUGACUUUAGAGGACACUUAAUGGCAUCUUUGGAUGCUGCUGCCCUGCACUUUGAUCCCCCAACUUCUUAAGCCCAACGCUGACUCCUGAAACACACCUUUAACGCCAUGUGACCUUUGUGACUGAGCCAAGAAGGAAGACAUGUCCACCCACACUAGCACCAUACUUCUUUCCUUAAACUUGUGCUAGUUAGUUUAGUUUAAUGUAUUGUUCAUACUCUUUGCAGUAUUUUUUUUCUCUUUUGCGCUGUAGACGAUUUGUCAUCUCAGAACAUGAGAACAUCACAAAGUCAGAUCUGAUCAAUCGAGACUCGAAGACGACAAAGACAGAAAGUAGCUGAGCGCUAUUCAGAACUGUGCCAGGAUCAAAUAUAGAAAAGAAAGAAAGGCUAGAAGUCAAGGAGGAGAAGAGAAGGUGGCCGAGCGAACGGGUUGGUAGCUGGUCUUCCCAAACCCAGUUCUCGGGUUUGUGAGGAUUGUUUGAGAUUGCUUUUCUGCACUGAAGCAGAACAAAUGUCCCUGCGCUCCUUUUCCCCUUAAGAUUAAUCAAAGUGGCUUUACUGCUCGUGUUAAAGACAAAUCAUCCUUCCCCUAAACUUCCCCUUCCUGCUUUUGUGCUCUUCCCUCCUAAAUUCAUGCAGCUGUUUAAGAUCAGCGACCAAAAUUGCGCACACAUUUGUUGUCCUUGCUGUCCUGCACUGCACUCGUGAACACAACACGCUUUACAGUAGCAGCAAAAAGUUUGACAUUUUGAGACGUAUAUUUAUUCCCUUUCUACUCUUGUGUCUGUCUGUGAAAUAGAGUUUGGUUCGCUUGGCUUAGCAUAGCAUAAAGGCUGGAAACAGGGAAAAUAGCUGCUAUGGCGUCAUCCAAAGGGAGAAAAGCAUCUGACUGUCAGCAUCUCUAAAGUUAAAUAACUAAUAUGUUUUUUCUUUUCUAAGUUUUAGGUUUGAUUCACAGGGAAGCGCCUUGUGAUUUACAUGAUGUGUUUACUAAAUAGUUUAGAAGUUGCCAAAAUAUAGCGAGCCAGAGCUUUAUCUAACAUAAUUGUUUUUGUUUAAUUAAAGGGGAAGAAUAUCAGUGUUCCCUUUGUCCUCUGCUGUCUGCACAGUCGUGUUUAAGAGACUCCUUCAGACAACAGGAGCCCCGCUUCAGAGCAAGAAGAGACGUAACAGGAAAGAGUAGCAGCUGAUGAGCUGAGCCACUGAUGAUGUCGCUUGUGAUGAAGCUUGUCAAGUCACCAGCUGCUGAUUGUCAAACACACGGUCUGUAUCAGCAGCUGUCAGCUUUAAGCGACCUCAGUAAGUUUCAAUCUUACGACUGGUUAGAAAUGACAGAGUGGUAACAGAGCAGUCGUGUUCAGAGAAGAACAAUAUUCAAACAAUCUUCUAUGAGUCAAGGAAACAAAAUUUAUAAAUCGUUUUAGUUUAUAACCAUUC
Molecule: messenger RNA, 6649 nt
Organism: Labrus mixtus (cuckoo wrasse)
Lineage: Eukaryota; Metazoa; Chordata; Actinopteri; Labriformes; Labridae
Gene: kif21a
Product: kinesin family member 21A
Exons: 36
Coding region: 343-5190 (1615 amino acids)
Biological process (GO): microtubule-based movement; mitotic spindle organization
Molecular function (GO): microtubule binding; microtubule motor activity; ATP binding
Source: RefSeq, a predicted model, not a curated record